Messenger RNA from Bombus pascuorum, 7007 nucleotides. RefSeq lists its product as uncharacterized. The transcript has 19 exons. NCBI's taxonomy places the organism in Eukaryota, Metazoa, Arthropoda, Insecta, Hymenoptera, Apidae. The record is from RefSeq and is a predicted model, not a curated record. Bases 1045 to 5970 code for a protein of 1641 amino acids. Gene Ontology annotation, biological process: gamma-aminobutyric acid signaling pathway; G protein-coupled receptor signaling pathway. Gene Ontology annotation, molecular function: G protein-coupled GABA receptor activity. Gene Ontology annotation, cellular component: G protein-coupled receptor heterodimeric complex; membrane.
CCACGGAGCCAACAGUGCGCGAACCGCCAGCACGCGACGCGGUUGCUCCGACGCGACACCUUCUGCGCUCAUCGUCGCUACGGAUUGCCUACGGUUAGGUUCUAAUACGCUUCUGCACGCCAUUCUGUCUUACGUCUUUCGUAUUCAUUCAACUUUCACUUUUCUUCCACCAAAUUUCAAGAAGACAUCUGAUACGACUAUUUUCGAAAAACAGCGCAGACAGAAGCAAGAGACAGAAGAUACGAAUGACUUGUGUUACGCUUGCAACUGGUUGUCCGUACGCCCUUGUAUUUCUGCAACCCAUUGUUUCUUUUUUAUAAUAGAGAGUUCGUCGUCGUUUGCAGCGUUAUCGUAUAAACAUAAUAGAUCAUAAGUAAAUAACACAAAGACCGAAUGCCCGGAUAUAUCCCGGAGCAAGCGAGUAACCAGAUUAUACGGCGCUCGUUACCCAUGAACAAAAUGUCAUCAUGAGCUAUCGUUGUUUCACAGUGCAACGCGAGAACGCACAGUGAACAAACGCGUAAAACGUAUUUACAAAGUACACUUCUGCGAUGAAAGAAAAAACUCGAUGACAGAAGCAAACAAGGUGAAAAAAAGAGACUAAUCGAGAUAUCUUCCUAAUGGGAACUUGUUUGAAAAUUCGGGAAAAGUGCAGGUAUUUUCGAAGGACAAAGGAUACAAAAAAAUGUCGAUGAAAGAAUCAAUUUACGGGUCACGGUUCGAGUAAAAACUUGGUGGAAAGGAAGCAAACGGCAAUAACUGCCUGUACAAAAACUGUAUAACAAUUAUUAGUUGUUGCAAGUAUCAUCUUAAAAGUGACACGUUUAUCGAAGAAAAUUCAAACAGAUUGGCUCGAGUGUUAUAAAGUUCAAAAGAAAGGGAAGAAACACCUACGCAAAGAUAUUCGAAGAAAAUCAAUGUGGACGAUUUCUUCAAAUUCAUUUCCAAGAAAAAUGCGACGUUUGAAGCAAUAUUACGUGAUUUUACGAUGAGGACAAGCCGACAAAGCGCCCUGAGUCGUCGAAACAGCGACGGCGACUGAUUAUGACGCGCGUCCAUACGCGCCGCGAUUUCUCUCGUCUCCUCCUGCCAUUCUCAUCCUCUGAGACCUUUCACCUUUCUUGCAACCUAAUCCUUCUCCUUCUCGGUCUCGCCUCUGUUCGUAGCGAACUGCCGUGCAAUGAAAAGGCGAGGUCUCAAAGUCAUGAUCUUACAUCGUUUCCUUACCUCGUCGACACCGCGGGUAGGAAAUAUUCUCGAAGAGUUCCCGACGAUCCUCGGGAAUGGAUACAGCAUGGAUUGAACGAGUACAAAAUUUCCGAUUCAUCGGAUCAACCCGACGGGACAGGAAUUCACGUCGAUCGAAUCUCACGAAGACGAACGAGUGCGUUAAAACGAGUUAACCACGUGAGGAACAAGUUCAUCGCGUCAUUCGGUAAAGAUAAUCGUGCGUAUUUGCGCAACGACUCGCGAUUCGCUACGAUCGCGGCUGAUAUUGUGAACGGUUACUACGGCGAGUCUCGCAGGCGACACCAGAAGCGGAAGUUUCGACGGGAAAAUGAUAUACUACUAGCCAAUAUCGAUGACCAAAUCGGUGGUACGACUUUGAUGAACGGUGUAAGUUAUCGCGAUGAAAAACAUAUUGAGUUCAGAAUGAAAAGGAACUUCGACCGGAAGCAUAAAUUGGAGAGGAAAAUGAGAAUGAACCUUCUUGGAUUAGAAGAAUCGUUUCACGAUUGCAAAGAAUACGGCGAGGAAUUUACGGAGAACGACGACUCGAGAUCUAUCAGAAGAAAUAGGUCUGAUAAAGUCGCGGAUAAUUCCGAAGCGAAAAGAAACAAUGGGACCGAGAAUCCAGUUCAUUCGAUGAAAGUAAAUGGCAAUCUGUCACCGACUUCGAACGAGAGCAGCGAGGAGCCUUUUACGGGUUUCGAGGGCUCGCAGAAAUUUCCUAUAAAAGUCACGUACAAGCCGCCUAUAGCAACUCAAGUCGAAAAGUUUGAUAGAAGGCACUUUGGUCCGCCUAAAAUGGAUAUUCCCGAAACCACAAUCGCGUCAUAUCCGUCGACCAUGCCACCGGAUCUACCAAAAAGUCCCAGCAGAGACGUCCUUCACCGACAUCGUAAAGUCGAUGAGAAUACAGAGGAGGAACGAAGACAGGAGGCGGCCAUCGAAGGGCAUGAGAAAGCCGACGACAUCACGGAUGAUCUUUGGCUGCCCGGCGCAUCGUCUGGUCGACGAUCCUCCAAUAUAGCCAGCGGAAAGUCUUUCCCAGAAGAAAAGCAUGUCUCUGCGUCUUCGACGUUUUCUCCAAUGUUGACAUCUCCUAGUGAUAAGUAUUCGGUGAACGAGUCGCCUAUUGACCAAGGCACAGAAGAAAUUGAAGAAUCCAGUGUUACAGUGCCGAACGUGAAAUCGUCCGAAAAGAUAAACAUAACUAUCCUAGGUUUAUUCGAGAUGACACGAGGUUCUGAACCUAGACCGGAAGGAACUAGCGAGUUACAAGCAGCCAGAUUAGCCGUUGAACGUGUCAACGAAUUGAAUGUCUUAUCCAAGUUUCGUCUGCGUCUUAUUCACAACGAUACCAAGUGCGACUCCGGGGUGGCGGUUGAUAGAUUCUUCCAUGCUCUCUACUCGGCAAAGAAGAACGAUCUAAUACCGUUGUUACUGGGCACUGCCUGCUCCGAGGUCACGGAAACAUUAGCCAAAAUCGUACCUUACUGGAACGUGAUACAAGUCUCCUUUGGAUCCACCGCACCUGCCCUCUCGGAUUCCACCGAAUUUCCGCUUUUCCUACGAACCGUAGCGCCGGAUUCAAGUCACAACUCUGCCAGGAUAGCACUCAUCAAACAUUUUGGGUGGGACACUGUUACCGCUCUCUCGCAAACUGGUGACAUGUAUUCUCUGGCUGUGAACGAUCUAGUCACGGAAUUGGAGCAAGCGAAUAUUACGUGCACCGCUACUAUCACCUUCGCAGAAAACGAUUACAAGGAACAGCUGCAAACUUUAAAAGAGUUGGACACACGAAUCAUCAUCGGGAGUUUUUCACCACAACUGGCGCCACGCGUUUUCUGCGAGGCUUGGAAGUUGGGUAUGCACGGAGGGGACUACGCAUGGAUUCUGCCAGGUGACACGAUCGACUUAUCGAAGAGGACGGCUAAUUCGUUGCACUCGGAACCAGAAGAAUGUACGCCCUCGCAGCUCUCUCAAACUCAGAAUGGUUUGAUCAUCGUCGAGAGUCAUGGCGCUGCCUUAGAAAACGAAAUAAGUUCGUCGGGUCUGACGAGUAACAAUUUCACUUUGGAAUUGAGAAAAAGAAGCGCGACAGACUCGAAGUUCGAAGGACAGACCUACGACGCCGUCUGGGCUAUGGCACUUGCUUUGGAAAAGACCGAAAACAUCUUAAAUAAGGACAACAUUAGCGUAGUGCAAUAUACACAUGCUAGAAAGGACAUUGCGUUGCGACUACUGGAACAACUGAAACUUUUGCGUUUUAACGGAGUUUCGGGACCGGUAUCGUUCGAUGGAGCCGAUCGAGUGGGUAUCACAGCGUUCUCUCAGAUAUACGGCAACGAUUUCAGAAGAAUAGCGAUCUUCAGUCCAGAAGAUGGAAAGCUAAUAAUGAAUUGCUCAGGAUGCGCAAUGACAAAAUGGCCGGAUGGUCGUCCCCCCGUGGCUCGAAGGGUUUUCCGGUUGAGAGUGGUAACAGUAGCACCUGCAGCUUUUCUAGCAGUUACUUGUCUCGCUAGCGUUGGUGUCACUUUAGCGUUUGCUUUCUUGGCGUUCAAUUUACAUUUUCGUAAACACAAGAGCAUAAAACUCUCGAGUCCUAGACUGAAUAAUAUGGCUGCCGUCGGCUGUGGUUUAGUCUACGGUGCGGUCAUACUUUUGGGCUUGGAUCACGCUACGCUACCGGAUAGCAACGACUACUAUCCUACAGUGUGCACAGCGAGAGUGUAUUUGUUGUCUGCUGGCUUUUCCUUGGCAUUUGGUUCGAUGUUUACCAAGACCUAUCGCGUUCAUCGGAUUUUCACUAGAAGCAGAAGCGGCGUUGUCAAGAACAAGUUACUUCAGGAUACUCAGCUUAUAAGCUUGAUCUGCGUUCUGCUACUGAUAGACGGCCUCGUGGUAACCUUGUGGGUAACUUUUGACCCCAUGCAACGCCAUCUCAGAAACCUAACUCUGGAAAUUAGCCCACAGGAUAGAAGCGUAGUCUAUCAACCUCAGGUAGAGGUGUGCCGUUCUCAACAUACGAACAGCUGGUUGGGCGCACUUUACAUAUAUAAAGGUCUAUUGCUAAUCGUCGGUGUAUAUAUGGCUUGGGAAACGAGACACGUGAAAAUACCUGCUUUAAACGACUCGCAAUACAUCGGCAUGAGUGUUUACUUCGUGGUGAUCACUUCGGGGAUUGUGGUAGUGCUGGCAAAUUUGAUGUCCGACCGCGCAACAUUGGCCUUCGUUACGAUUACCGCUUUAAUCUUGGCUUCAACGACCGCAACGCUGGCGUUGCUGUUUCUUCCGCAGUUAACAAAUAUCUUGGCUGGCGAAAGAGCCGACCCCGUUGUCCAGAGUCUCGGCCUGAAGAUCGAAUGCAAUACAAGGAGAUUCGUGACCGAUGAUAGAACCGAACUUCAAUACCGCGUGGAAGUACAGAAUCGCGUGUAUCGUCGUGAAAUGGCGCAGCUGGAACUGGAAUUGGCCAGAUUGGAGAAACAAUUGGCACAGGAACCGGUUGAACCAUCGCACGCUUCGUCGAGCGCAUCGAUUCCACAACGCAAUCCCAGCAUCGGGGGUGGUCUGCCUUUGUUAUUGCUCAGCGUCCUCCCACCGGUCAUCCCUAGGGCUAGCUGGCCGUCCGCUGAUUCGUCCGGAAUACGCCGCGGUACUGUAGCGUUUAGCAGCCAACCGGAUUUGGAACCGGACGGCACACGAAGAAGUCUAGCAGAUAUUUACAAACUUCACCGACGAAGAGAGACGGAAGGACCGAAUCGUUUGGGUGUUUUUCAGCGACUCUUCAGUCUUUUCGGCAGUCGCCCUACCAGCAGGAAAACUUCGACCGCCUCGUUUACGGGAGUAGCAUCAGCACUACGGGUUCACAUGGGCUACAUUGCCGGUUUGGUACCAGGCACGAAAGCAGCAUCUACGUGUCAAGUUAAUGCCCAAGGCAGUCGUUCGCCUCAUCCUCGAUGUGGCUCAGGACCAAUAAUUAGUAUUACUAGCGAAGAAGAUCGCAGAUUAAGCCUAGGGCUACAUCGUAAAGAGUACAGCGAGCCCAGAGUCAAUUUUAGUCUACCACCCAAAGCAAGUACCAGUCAAACAUCGUCACGAGAAAAAAUUCGGGGAUCUCCGCGAUUUCCACAUCGGAUAGUGCCGACAAACAGUUUAAAUACGAUUGCUCCAGGAUCCUCGAUCUCGAAAUCCCACCGAUGGCAUUCCAUGGAAGACGCGAGAAAAACUAAGGUCUCUCAAUUCCCUCGUGGCUCAUCGUGUAGCCCUAGCUGCGAUGUAUGGGCCACUCGUGAAUUGGGAAUUCCAUUAAGCGAACUGGGAAACACUACUCGAGGCAAGAAAACAUCGGAAUCAUUAACCUUAACCAUUAUGGCGGAGUCGAAUGUAAAUUCUGAUGACGCAAAGCUCGGCAACAAUUUAAAAAAGCUCUUCGAAGAAAAUGAUAUGCAGAAUAACGUUAGUCCUGCCGACUCGGAGCUGAAAAUCACCCGAUCCAUUUCCUCAUCGUCUUCGUCACCAACAAACACUAGGACAUCGAGUGCCACAUAUGGUAUGUCUUCUUCUAGAAAAGAAUCCAGUUCCGAAUCUGCCCAACUAGAUACAAGUACAAACUUUAUUCAAAAAUCAGAGUGUUCUCGACCCUCGAGUCCAACAACUCGCGCGACCAAUUUGAAUAUCCCUGCAGAGAUGGAUAGUCAUAUGAACGCAUCGUACGAAAAUGGAAAAUCAACUGCCUCGUAGAUUAAAACAAUAAGAUGUGGGAAAAAAAAACGAUUUCCUGUUGCAAUAUUCUUCCUUCCUGUACUAAUUGUCUGCUGAAACAUAUGUUCUUAAUCGAGAGAGAAAAAUCUACUCUCACUACUGUUUAUGAUUGAUAAAAGAUGAAGGAUCAUCGGCAAAUUUCCGAAGAACACGACACUUGAAAAUACCGCUGGCUCCUUCUUUUUAUAUUUUUAAUUAUAUUUAUUUUAUUCUUCGAUUAAAAAAUAAAACAUUAUAAAAAUGCAAUUGUAUACGCGACAAUCUUCAGUAUUCGUAUUCAUGAAAAAUCAAGCUCAAAUUGAUUACACAAAAACUUAGUGCGAGGGUCAAGAGAACCAAUCACUGUUUAAAUUUAUCGUGUGUGUUCCUUAGUAAUUGUGCCAAAGAUAAAACUAUGGGGCCCGUAAAAGUAUACAGCUGACCGACUUUAUGAAUUAUCACUUUAUGGAGGGACCAAAAUAUAAUAAUAAUCUUUUCUUCGUUGUUCAAAAUUAUUUCUAAUCGAUGUUUAAUUGUUGGAAGUUCAUAAUAUUUAUCGAUGCGUUCAAUAAUAAAUAUAAUAAUUCUAAUUAUAUUUUAAUUGCUUCAUUAUCGUUUCGUAAAACUAGACGACUCAAAUUAUGUAAAGUCACAGAGGGCAUGCUGAAAAUACUCUUACAGAUCCAACGUCAAAGUGUUCAGAACCCAACCCUUCCUGAAGUACCUGCACUCGAUGUAACACAAAAAUAUCUCUUCGUAAUACAGAAUCAUAAAAACAAAUAUAUUGGUUUCUUCUGUAAAUCUUCAAGUGUGAUGUACUGAUAUUUUAACAUUAAUACGCGUAAAGAGUACAUGUUAUAUAAAUAAAUAUAUAUACAUAUAGAUAAAAAGAAAACAAGUGGGAAUAUUCCCCACGUUUCGUACCUCGAGUAUCUCGUAUGUGUCAAUCACUGAAUUAUUAACUUAAUACUAAGCAAUAAUCUUUGUCGGUGCAAUUAAAAAUGGUGUAAUAAAGACAUACAUAUAUAUUCUACCUA